Alternaria rosae is the source of this 1445-nucleotide messenger RNA. RefSeq lists its product as uncharacterized. NCBI's taxonomy places the organism in Eukaryota, Fungi, Ascomycota, Dothideomycetes, Pleosporales, Pleosporaceae. The transcript has a single exon. The record is from RefSeq and is a predicted model, not a curated record. The coding region runs from base 321 to 1283 and encodes 320 amino acids.
CAGCAACCCAACCACUCGCAGCUCUCACCUGGCCUCCAGACAGGCGCAUCGGUCCCCGCACUGGGGUGCACUGCAAAUGUUUCCGAGAUGAUCCUCGAUUGGCGCCGUCUUCUUGGUCCAGGCCUCAGGCCCCAGCGGAAAUGGCUUGUUUCAUUGCCCGCCUGGUUAUAUAGGAGAGCGACUCCAACAUGACGACGACCUGCUACCGCCCUCACGAUCAUUCGCAUCGAUUACAUUCUUUUUACCGUCUCUCACAGACACACUGACCUGGUUCGCUGGUCGUUCACUCUUUAUUUCUUGUUUGAUCAUCUGCUAGCAUCAUGAUGCACUCUGCUUUCUUUUUCUCCCUGCUUGCCGGCACGGCCGUUGCUCAGUAUGGCGAUAACAGUUACAACGCCCCUGCUGGAGGCUCGAAGCCUGCUCCCUCCGUUACAGCACCUGCUGGGUACGGUUCGCCCGUUCCAAACCCGAUUGCGUCCCUGGUGCCCAUAGUACCCAUCGUCUCUGUUAUUACAUCCGCCCUCGGAGCUAUACCCUCAGGGUUCAUUCCCGACAAUGAUCUGCCCAACCCUUUCAAGUCCAUCUACAUUCCCGCGUCCCAGCUAUUCAACCCUGCUAUUGCACCUGCUUUCACAGAGACUGCUGCGGUCCCUCUUCUGUCCCUCCUGCCGGUCUACUCGAGCACACCCAGCUCGUCCGUUGUCGAGCCUACCGGCUCUGCUGAAUACCCGGUAGCGACUCCUCCCGUCGAGACUUCCAAGCCUGCAACCUCUACGACUUGCACCGAGAGCAAGGCCCAAAGCACCCGCGUUCCCCUUGACGCUACUGCUUCAUCGGCUGUGCCUCAGAAGCCUACUGGCACAAGCUCGGCAGCUACCUCUACCGUUGCGACACCCAAACCCGCAACCUCCACAUCUUGCACCAAGAGCAAGGCUCAGAGCACUCGCGUACCCCUUGACGCUACUGCUUCGUCGCCUCUUCCCCAGCGUCCUACCGGAACAGGCUCAGCAGCAGCCUACCCCACCGGAACCGGCAUGCGUCCCUCUGGUACCCCUCGCCCAGACUACUUCCACAACGGCAGCCGUCCCCAAGGCGGCUUCGGCUGGGGCCGCCCAAGGCCUUCUGGAAAGUGGCCUCACGCCUACCCCAAGCCUACCCAUGCUGCUCAUCGCCCCACCAAGCCUUCUGCUGCCAUGGGCUACGGAGGUGUCAAGGCCAGCAGCACGCCUUGCACUUUGGAGACCAGGGUCAGACCCAAGGCUACCCCUGCCCCUGCUUACUAGAGACCAAAUACAACUUGAAGGUAUCGCUUCCUGAACAAUAAUUAUGUAAACGUAGUUCAUGUAUAUACCUUAUUAUCCACAGACCUCCGAGUGGGGUAAUACAGCACAUGCAGUUGAUAGGCUAUGCGCCUAAUGCGGUUUUCAUUGCCCGCUUUGGUGUCC